AUGGCGGAGAUUCGUCGCAAGCUCGUUAUCGUCGGCGACGGCGCCUGUGGAAAGACCUGUCUGCUCAUUGUCUUCUCCAAGGGCACCUUCCCUGAGGUCUACGUGCCUACUGUCUUCGAGAACUAUGUUGCCGACGUAGAGGUUGACGGCAAGCACGUCGAGCUCGCCCUCUGGGAUACCGCUGGCCAGGAAGAUUACGACCGUCUGCGCCCGCUCUCCUACCCCGACUCGCACGUUAUCCUCAUCUGCUUCGCCAUCGACUCGCCCGACUCGCUCGACAAUGUUCAGGAGAAGUGGAUUUCCGAGGUUCUGCACUUCUGCCAGGGCCUGCCCAUCAUCCUCGUCGGCUGCAAGAAGGAUCUUCGCUUCGACCAGAAGACGAUUGAGGAGCUGCACAAGACUUCCCAGAAGCCUGUUACCCCCGAGCAGGCCGAGGAUGUCCGUAAGAAGAUCGGUGCUCUCAAGUACCUCGAGUGCUCGGCAAAGACGAACGAGGGUGUGCGGGAAGUAUUUGAGCACGCCACCCGGGCCGCCCUCACCACCCGGAAAGACACCAAGAAGAAGAAGUGCCUGAUCUUGUAA
Didymosphaeria variabile is the source of this 582-nucleotide messenger RNA. It is a transcript of the gene RHO1, whose product is annotated as GTP-binding protein Rho1. The transcript is spliced from 5 exons. The coding region runs from base 1 to 582 and encodes 193 amino acids. The record is from RefSeq and is a predicted model, not a curated record. NCBI's taxonomy places the organism in Eukaryota, Fungi, Ascomycota, Dothideomycetes, Pleosporales, Didymosphaeriaceae. Gene Ontology annotation, molecular function: GTP binding; GTPase activity. Gene Ontology annotation, biological process: small GTPase-mediated signal transduction.